Molecule: messenger RNA, 1363 nt
Organism: Trichechus manatus latirostris (Florida manatee)
Lineage: Eukaryota; Metazoa; Chordata; Mammalia; Sirenia; Trichechidae
Gene: MAJIN
Product: membrane anchored junction protein
Exons: 7
Coding region: 12-551 (179 amino acids)
Biological process (GO): homologous chromosome pairing at meiosis; meiotic attachment of telomere to nuclear envelope
Cellular component (GO): nuclear inner membrane
Molecular function (GO): DNA binding
Source: RefSeq, a predicted model, not a curated record
GUUUAGAAGCAAUGAGUUUAAAACCUUUCACCUACCCGUUCCCGGAGACGAGGUUUCUUCAUGCAGGACCCAAUGUGUAUAAAUUCAAAAUCAGAUAUGGCAACAGCAUCAGAGGGGAAGAGAUAGAAAAUAAGGAAGUCAUCGUCCGGGAGCUGGAGGUAUUAGCUGAGAAGAAAUCAGCAGAAACCAUGAUGAGGAAACGAAGACACACGGAAGUGCCCAGCUCCCCCAGGAAGUCAGGGCCGGACAGUUCUAAGGUGGGAACUUCCAGCCAAGGCCCCAGCAAAAAGAAGCCCCCUAUGGAAACCAUGAGGAACAUGGAAGGAAAAACCCAGCAGGAACAGCAGGAGACCCCAGCAUUUGAUGUCACUGAUGUCCAGGAACAGGGUCCUAAGUGGGGGGACAGCCUGGCAGGGCAGAUGACUCCGUCACUGCAGCAGAACAAUCUGCCUCCACCUAAAGGACCCACAGAGCUGGGGACCACUGGCUUCUUUGGGUUUCUAAGCACUGUCUUCCCGUUCAGCUAUUUCUUCCGAAGGAACAGCCAGUGAGCCUUCCAAAUGCAGCCGUGGACAGAGGGCCACCUAGCAAGCUGGUGCCCCUCCAACUCCACCCCUUCUGAGGACAACCAGUCAUGGAGGACGAGGCCCCAACAGCCGAGUCCUCCUGUGGGGUUGUCCUGUCCUUUGCCCCUUUACCAUCAGUGUUUUUCCCAAUUUAAAACACGGAAGAAAGAACAGAACUUUAAAAAACGCUCUAGUCUGGGAAUUUUACUGCCAUGAGGGCUAGUUUAAGUCUUUUGUCUCCUGCACUUAGGAUCCUGAUGACAUUAAAUUAUUUAUGAAGAGUUAUUGAUUGAAUUUAGUGAAGUAGAAAGAGUAAGAGAGAGCAAAUUCACCCCUGAAGAUACAGGGAACCUCGGCAGGAAGCCUCUUCUAGGUCUCCCGGGGUGGGCAGGGCCAGUCCCUGACCUCCUACUGUAGACUUCCCCGCUGAGGGGAGGGGAAUGGGGUCUUGCAAGACUCACUGUCCUGAGCCCUGCUGACCCUUGAGAAAUCCAUCCCUGCCUCACUUCACCCCAAAGUGACCCCAGAGUGACCCCUCUCAGUAGGUAAAAUGCUUCCCACCUAUCCCUCAGGCUGUUUGACAGCACUGGAAAGCAGUUUAGGGUCCAGCUUCUGGAGAAGACCAGGACAUCUGAGCUUUGUCUUCAUGUAACUGGGGGGCUCAUCUGGGACAGGCAGAUUAGACUCGUGUGGCCACAGAGAACCAAAACGAGAUGGAAAUUUAGGAGAACCAAUUUUAGCUCAGAAAAAUGGAAUCACUUUUUAAAAAAACAUUCUUUUGUUGUUUUUGCGAACAC